AUGGCGCAGACUGAGCAACUCGCCGGUCAAAUGGGCUUCCUGACGGACGCCGCCCACUUGCUGGCCCGCUCAGCCCCAGAAACAUCUGCGUACCUGCUGUUACAACGAAACGCUGUGCUUUUGAGCCACGACGUGAUACUGUCCGACGCUCAAAAGGAGCACGUGUGCGGUGGCUGCGGUCACAUAAUGAUCCCUGGACAUGGUGACUUUCUGAGAAUCGACGCUGAGAAGGCCGUGCUGCGACGCAGGAGAGGCAGUAGACUGAACCCAGGCCAGCAGCAGAAAGAGCUGAAGCAGGGACGUAAGGAGCGUCAGGCGGGCCCAGCCAAAGUUUACACAUGCGGCAUGUGUCAUAGGUACACCAAGCUCGGGCUCUCAACGCCGGAACCCAUCAGGCGGCGAAGGAAGCGACCGACAGUCGAGGUCCAGGGGCAGUCGCCUGCGGCGGCUAAGGCGGGCGUGGAUAAGACGAGAGAGCAAACACCGAUUGUCGCGCCCUCUGCCAAUGCGAGCAGCAAAAAGCGCGCAAAGAACCGAAAGGCGGGCCUGCAGGCACUGCUGAGCCAAAAGCAGAACGAAACGGCGAACAAGUCAGGUCUUAGUCUUGCUGAUUUCCUAAGCAAGUGA
This is a messenger RNA of Pyricularia pennisetigena, 627 nucleotides long. RefSeq lists its product as uncharacterized. The transcript has a single exon. The record is from RefSeq and is a predicted model, not a curated record. Lineage: Eukaryota; Fungi; Ascomycota; Sordariomycetes; Magnaporthales; Pyriculariaceae. Gene Ontology annotation, biological process: RNA processing. Bases 1 to 627 code for a protein of 208 amino acids.